UAAUGAGUACUAUACUUACUCUUUAUGAAUUUAAAGAAGUGCUAUAUAAAUCCAAAUGAUUAUUUGAUGUUUUAAAAUUCAAGAAGGCGAUGGAAAACAUGUGGUCAUCCGCGUAUUACGAAACAGGACCGCCACACCAUAUGCGGUCAGGGCGAUCAACCCUGUGGUCCUGAGAAGUUUGGAUCAUCAUGUCAACUCACUUGCCACUGUGUCGACCUCACGUCCUGUAAGGCUGAUGGCUUGUGUUCAUCAUGCAGUUAUGAAUGGGGAGGCCAGACCUGCCAAAUACAGCUGGCUAAAUUAGAUCCGUCAGCCUUGACCCUUACACAGCAUGAUACCAAAGGCAGUAAUGAAGCUGAUAAUGCCGUUGAUGGAGUUAUCACCACAUAUGCUUGGGCUCAAGAUAUGGCCAAUGAGUCGAUUGUAUGGUGGAGGGCCGAUUUAGGAAAAAAGCGUCCUAUACAUCAUGUUAACAUCAAAUUUUUUCAGGAUAGUGGUGAUAACAGUGUACCGCCUCGUCGCCCUGGUUUUUCUGUCGCCAUCACAAACGAGACAAGCAAUUAUCCUGACACCAACUCCUGCUAUAAAGACCAAUCGGAUAAUGGCGAUCAGAUCACAGAAGUUUCCUUAAUGCAAUGCUCAGGCAUUGGUCAACACAUCACCGUGUACAACCAAAGGGGAGAUAAAAAACAAAAUGACUGGUCACGUUACGCAAAUCUGCAGCUUGCUGAAGUGGAAAUUAUGGAAGAUAUUGGCUGCAGUGAUGGAACAUGGGGUCAGAAAUGCGAUCAGGAGUGUGGCAAAUGUCAGGACGGGAAAUGUUCCCGUGACGGAGGCAAAUGUGAAGGAAAUUGUAUUGAAGGCUGGUAUGGAGAGAAAUGUGACACACCUUGUUCCGAGUUUUGUGCUGGAUGUGAUCAGACGUCUGGGAAGUGUACGGCCUGUGUUGGGGGAAAUCGAAGAUCUGGGGAAAUGUGCGACCAGUGCCCACAAUGUCUGAAUAACCAAUGCCAUGUAAACGGAACUUGUAAAGUGUCAUGUGCUGACAAAACCCAGCAUGGGGAUAAUUGCGAUAUACCUUGUUCAGUUACGAUUAAAGAUUGCGUUGAAUGUGAGUCGGUAAACAAUAAUGCUCUCUGUUCAAAAUGUGUCGAUGGUCUGUAUGGGUCCAGGUGUAUGGAAAAAUGUCCAGAUAACUGUGAGUCUUGUGAUAACGACACGCUGUGUACGGAAUGUAUGAAAGGAUACUCUGGACCAACUUGCAGUGCGAUUUGCAAGCAUGAUCAUUGUUCCCAUUGUAAUGUCUCUGGCGAUUGUUUGAAGUGUGAAAAAGGGUUUUUCUAUGAAAAAUAUCAAAAGAAAAUAUGUGUCAGCUGUACAAAUAUUACUGAGUUAAGUAACUGCUACGAUUGUGAAAGUUAUGUCAAGUGCAUAGAAUGUCAACCAGGGUUUUAUCUGAAAUCUGCAAAUCAGUGUGAAAAAUGUCCCGACCAUUGUCUAGAGUGUUCGUCAGAAAGUACGUGUUCCAAGUGCGAGUUGGAAUGGAGCGGCGUUAGUUGCAAAUGUGGGCCCUACUGUAACCAAACCUCUACACUCGCCGAUUGGUGCAUUGAGACUAACGGAUCCUGCACGAAAGGCUGUUCCGGGGAGAAUUACACGAGUACUUGUGACAAACACUGUCCAGGAAUUGAUUGCCUUGUGUGUACACAGAAUGACGGCCAAUGUCUCCAAUGUGUUAGCGGUAAAUAUGGGCAGUACACGUCCUGUAGUGACAAUUGCGGCCACUGCUUGGAUGGAAUAUGUGACAUCCGUGAUGGUACCUGCAAGGGGGCGUGUCACAACACUUACCAUGGCGAUAAAUGUAAUCAGACUUGUCCUGCUAAUUGUAACUCUACAGAUUGUGUACAAAUCACAGGGGCGUGUUUUGGUUGUAUAGGAGGUUUCUUUGGUGACAAAUGUGAUCAGACAUGUCCUGCUAAUUGUAACUCUACAGAUUGUAAACAAAGCACAGGGGCUUGUUCUGGGUGUAAAAAAGGUUUCUUUGGUGACAAAUGUGAUCAAGAAUGCAAUGCAAACUGUUUGGAUUCUAAUUUUGUUCAUGGCUGUCAACAGCAAGAUGGCAAUUGCAAAAAUUGUAAACCUGGGUUUUAUGGUGAUAAAUGUGAACAAAAAUGUAACCCUAAAUGUCGCUAUGACGGUGGGGCGUCAGGGUGUAGGAAGUCUGACGGUCGAUGCCAUUCAUGUGAAGACGGAUACUACAGUCUGAGCUGUGAAUUAAACUGCAGUGCAAAUUGUAUAAGCAAAUGCGAUAAAGACUCUGGUCAUUGCUUUGGAUGCAAAAGUGUGUUCUAUGGCCCAUUCUGCAACAAAUCAUGCCCAAACAACUGUGCAAUAAACUGUGACCAAGAUUCGGGCAAAUGUUUUGGCUGCAAACCAGGGUCAUAUGGUUUUAAGUGUACAGACAUCUGUUCGAGAACUUGUGCUGUAGAAGGACCCGUGGCGGAUUGUGCCCAAGAUGAUGGGACUUGUGUUACAUGUCCGUUUGGAAAGAAUGGAAGAUUUUGUAAUAAAACCUGUCCAGGGUUUUGUGCGAGACAAGAUGGGGAGAAGGGCACCGGACCAUGUGACCAGAUGACGGGCGUGUGUAUACACAACUGCCAGGUGGGGUACCACAAUGACACAUGUAACGUGAGAUGUAACGAUGGAUGUCAGGGUAUGCUGUGUAACCGAGAAACUGCGGAGUGCCUCAACGGCUGUGCAGAGGGAUUUACUGGGACAAAUUGUGCUAAGCAGAUGGACCAAGGCGAUGGGACAUUGAUCAUCAUUUUGGUUGUUGUGCUGGUGGUAAUCCUGGCUGCUGCUGCUGUCAUCUUUUUCAUCUUCAGGAGGAGAUUGAUUUGCAAGAAAAAGGGCCAGACAAACGAAACUCCCUUGAAGCGUCUGCAUUCCUCUCCCGAAGAAAAGGAAACCCUCAUUAAAGGCCGUUCAAAGAAAGACAUUAUACCAAUUGUGCCAAAGCGAAGUUCACGCUUGCAAAAUGGGACAACUGAUGUAGAGGAUGGCUUUGGUAUCACUGAAGAAAAUCCAUUGCUCGGCCCAGAAGAAGCAACAAAGCCCGAGGAUUAUUAUAAUCUGAGUUCCCGGAUAAAAGUGCAAGACUUUGCCUUCUACUUGAAAAAUCGUAGAAACCAGGAUCCGAACUGGUUUAAAGAGGAAUUUAAGAAACUGCCAUCUGGCCUUCUGAAGGAGGCCAAAGACUCUGGAUUGCCUGCCAACAGGGGGAAAUGUCGGUACAAAAUGCUCUAUCCAUAUGACGAUACCAGGGUUCGUCUUGAGUCAGACGGCGACCAACGUGGCGAUUUCAUAAAUGCAUCGUACAUGAAUGGUUACAAAAAGCCACAGGCAUUUAUCGCUGCACAGGGUCCGACCGAUACCACACUGGCUGAUUUCUGGCGCAUGAUCUGGCAGCAAGGAUGCGAUAAGAUCGUCAUGCUUACCAACCUGUUCGAAGAAUGUAAGAUGAAGUGCGUAAAAUACUGGCCUGACACAGAUAAACCGGAGGUGUAUGGAAAUUAUGAGGUUACCAUGGUUACCGAAACAUGUCUUCCAAACUACACAAUCAGAAACUUGGAGGCUACACUUAUGUCAACCAAAGAAGUGAAGGACUUCACGAUGUACCACUACACCUCAUGGCCAGACAGGAAUGUUCCCGACAACCCUGGGGUCAUACUGACCUUCAAAGAUAAGGUUAUGGAGGGAAAAGUGAUCCAUGGUGGGCCCAUUCUAGUACACUGCAGUGCUGGUAUAGGGAGGACGGGGACAUUUAUUGCCCUCGACUUUCUGAUACAGCAAGCCAAGGAAGAGCCCGACAUCGAUGUGUUCCGCACUGUCACAGACAUGCGCUACCAGAGGGCAAACUUUGUGCAAACGGAUAUACAAUAUGAAUUCCUGCACAACGCAAUCCUUGAGGCACUAACUGUGAAGGAUCACGAGGUUACCAUGAACCAGUUUGUUUCUUAUUGCGCAACUCUUCUGGAAAAUGACAGAGAACUUCUGAGACAUCAAUACAAUACCAUGAAUGAGAUGUCCCCAGUGCUCGAAGCCAGAAAUUUUCAAGUGGGAUCGAGUGAUGAGAAUGUGCACAAAAACCGUGACCCGACGAUCCUGCCCCCGGACAUGAGUCGAGCCUACCUAUCUACUCCUGUGAAAGGCUCAAAUGAGUACAUCAAUGCUGUGUUCAUACCGACAUCUUUAAACAAGAAGGGCUUCCUGCUGACCCAGAUGCCCUUACCUCACACCGUAACGGAUUUCUGGCGUCUCGUGUAUGACCAACACAUCAGGAAUGUUGUCAUGAUGAACAACGUCGACGAUGAUGACGAGACCAUCGGAGAGUAUUGGCCAUUGGAUGACAGUGUAUACGGACCCUUCCAUGUGGAGCUGCUCAGCUGUGAAAAUAACGAUGAUGACUUUCUCUCUAUCAUGAAUAUACACCUUACCUACAAGUCCUUGAGUCACGAGUCGAAGAUGACGGUAAAACUGUUUCGGUUCGAGGGUUGGCCAGACAAAGAUCCAGUCCCGUUGGAAACCAGAGCUCUGACGUCGCUGAUUAGCCGUGUCGCUCACGCCCCGCGUGACUCGCCACAGGAAUCAGUUAUUGUGCAUUGCAUGAAUGGUGCUGACCGUAGUGGGCUGUACUGUGUAUUGUCAGACGUUUUAGAGCGGUUACAGUCUGAACAGAAGGUUAACAUUCCUCAGUGUAUACUGCAGAUGAGACAUAAUCGACCGCAGAUUAUAUCCAGCGAAGACCAGUUUGAAUUUGUAUACAGAGCAGUGGCAGAAUAUAUUGACUCUACCCAGAUAUACUCAAAUGCAUUGUAAAAGCCUAAAGACAGGUCAAAAUGAAUAAAAAACUUUGUGUUAGGAUUUUAAGGUAUCCCAUGGACAAAUUAGCUUGUCAUUUUAUUGGACUGUUGAAAUGCCAUCGGCAGGCCUUUAGCAGCCAUCGACAGUGCAUGGGCCGGCCAUCAGCGAUAAUCUUCAAUUUGUAUGCCUAAUGACCCCAUAUAUACUGGAAGGGCUUCUUAAUAUGGACAAUUUGUUGCUCUGGACCGAUUUUGAUAACACCGGUGUGAUUUCAGUAACAGAAAAUGGUUAAAAAAAAUUGGUCUGAAAUUUGUUCCUUUUUUUUAUUUUUGGUCCAAAAACGCUAAGUCAGUAAAAAUUGUAAUACACAAACCUGGUUUGUCAUUCACACAUCCCCAAAUCACCCUAAUAAAAGGGUUAUCAUUUGGAAGAGUUUCGCUUGCUGAUUAACAAGUGUAUAAGACAGAUUGACAAGAAUACAUUACAGCUAAAGUUAUUGCAGAUUGUAUAUUUGUUCUUUAUUUCAAUUAAACAUAAAAUGGCUGAAUUUUGAAGGUCGAAAUAUUGUGUUUAAAAUAUUGUUCUCAGUAUGUACUUCAAACCUUUUUACAUGAUACCAGAAUUACAUGGGGUCACUAGGCAUACAAAAAUAACAUAAUUGAACAACUGUCACCUUAAUAAUCAAAGAAUGCAAACAAGUGGAGAUUAGUUGGAAAAAACAACAACAAUAUUUUUAAGUUUUAUUGUGCUUAGCAUUUUAAGUGCAUUUUUGAAUUUGUGUAAGCAUUGCUUUUCAAGAGUAAUUAAUUAUAUUAAGUGAGAAACUGUUUACAUGCUCAUUUUAUAUAAUCCGUGCUUUUCAGAGAAUUUGAAAAAUAUACCAACAGUGUUUUUUUUUUAAUUUAUAUACAUCUUUAAUACUGCAUUUGACUGAAAGUACUUAGUAGCUAGCAAUUGCAGGAUCUGAUGUUAAAUGUGCCAUAGUUAUGAUAUAUAUAUAUAAAUAAAACUGCUGAUUCAUAUUAGGACAAAUUUUGGUGCAAGUAUUGUAUUUUUUGGAAACACAAAUUAAGUUUCACAUUAUUUCUGUGCAAUUUUAAUAUCCGGUUUUCUUGACACAAGGAGUGUGAAAAAACAGCAUACCAAUGUGGUCAUGCUUACUUUUGCGUCUAUUUUUCACUUUUUGAAAAAAAAGUGAUUGUGUCAAAUGACUUAAAACACCAAAUACCGAAACUUGCUAUUGUGUGUAUAUCUGAUUUUUAUGCAUAAGGCCUAAAAAAAAAAAACAUUUGGUUCGGGUUACCCGACCCUACCUACGGAAUAGGCGCCGACCCUACCGUUUUUAUAGUCAGUUUGAAAAAAAAAUGAAAAACUAAAAAAAAAAAAAAAAAUAUUUUUUUUUUCGUUUUUUUUUUAUUGCUUUUCAAUAUGAAGUUUAAAUCUUAAUUGCUUAUACAGAAGAUUGCUUUAACACCAUUCUCCAAUGAUGAAAAUGAUAUUCUUAUAUAAAGCCUAAUAAAAAAAAAAAAAAAUAAAAAAAAAAAGAAGCCUACCUACCCUACCUAUUUUUGAAAAGGAUGUAACCCUAACCAAACAAUUUUUUUUUUAGGCCUAAUACAAUUUUUUAUAUUUGACUUUUAUCUGCCAUAAAUCUUAAAAUACUGAAAACUGCCUACCUUUUUUUAGGAAAUAGUUGGCCAAUUUUUCAGAUUUAAUCAUUUGGGAUUUCAAUUUCUAGUCAUUAAUGAAAGCUACAUUUAAUUAUACCUUUCACUAGGUUUUUAUUUUGCUAUCAGAUGGAUUGCAAAAGAAAUCAAAAAUCAAACUCUGAAAAUCAAUCUUACUGUUCGACAAACACAGCAAUAUGCAUUGACCUUUUAAAGCUGCACUCUCACAGAAGUUUUGACAACUUUUUUAUUUUUUGUCUUGGAACAAGCCAAUUUUUUGCCGGAAUACAUGUAAACCAGUUAUAUAAGACUGCUGACAAAAAAUUAGAUCGCAGAUUUUUAUAUUUAAGUUGAAAAAGUGAAAUUUUAUGCAUUUUUCUUAAACCGUUAACAGUUUAAGCCAUAAAACAUUAAUUUUCGAACAGAUAUAUGAAAAUAUAUAAUCUGAUUUUUUUGUCAGCAAACUUAUAUCAUUGGUUUGCAGAUAUUUAUGCAAAAAUUUGCUCUUUCUAACACAAAAAAUAGAAAAGUUGUAAAAAUGGUAAAUCUCUGAGAGUGCAGCUUUAAUGACUCAACUUAGUACACCAAAGCCUUUAUCAGUAUUUUCCAUGAACAUUAAAAUGUAGCAUAUAGAAGGCUUCUUGCUCAAACAGCAAUGUUAGCAUAGAGUUUCUAGCUCAAACAGCAAUGUUAGCAUAGAGUUUCUAGCUCAAACAGCAAUGUUAGCAUAGAUAAUCAUUUUUAAAGAUGACGAGAACAGUUUUAGUAUAAUUGUUUAGUCAUUGACAAAUUGAAUUCCAUACCUGAGAAUUACUUAAGUAGUGUUUUUUUGUUGUAAAUGUUUUAAAGUGGUUUUAGUUUGAAAAAACACAUUUUUGUUGUUGUUGUUUUAAAAAAAAGACUCAUUUAACAUCAGUUUUAAAGUGUAUAUGAAGAAUUUUUAAGCAUUGACACAUCAUGUUUAUAGAAUAGAUCAAGUACUAUAUUCAUCACAAUAGACACACAUGUCCUAAUAAACGACGGGAAAUUUUCAAUAUUUUUUUUUUUUUAAUAUAGUUGUGUAAUUUUCUCAUUUUAAUGAUUUGUGAGACUUUAAAAGGAAAUUAUUUUACACAUAACCUUGAUAGUAUCAGAUACUAACUUACAAGUCAUGCUCAAGAUUCUAAAAAUAAAUUUGUGCUUGGGCAUUUUUGCAGAUUCCAGGAUCCAAACAAUUCCUAUUUUCAUUUCAAACAAGCCCAAAUGGAUCAUAUUUUGCCAUUUUGUUGACACAGCACCAGCCAAAGACAACUAUUAAAUAGCUAUACCCUAGUGUGUGGUACACACAACCAACUUUUACUUUCAAAUUUGGAAAACAAUGGGUCUAAAAAAUGACCCCUCUGUUAGGGAAAGGGUGUGUCUAUUGGGACAAAUACCAUAUUUGAAUUGCAUUUUUAAACUUGUAAAUGUUUUAAGUACAACUCGAGUGAAUGUUUUGUAACUAUUAUGUACUUCAGAAAUUUAAUAUUUUAACCUAUUAAUCCAGUACCAAUUUAAUAAGUACAGCAUACUUAGAUUGUAUAAAUUGUUGUACAUUUUAUAGGCCCAAAACCUGAUAUAAUGUACAAAUAGAUUUUCAUUUAUUUUAGUGUGUAUUUUUAAAUUCCAUAUGUGCAAUGUAUAAUAUUUCUGAUUAGAUCCUUAUUUUGAUGGAAGAAGUGUAUUAGGUGAUAAUGAUGUUCACAUGUAAGAUUUCAAAUGUAUAUGUUGUAACACUUUGACUUUUCGAGUUCUCUGAAAUCAUUUGUUUUUGUGGUACAUGUAGUCACAUUUUUGCAAUUCAGAGAAAUUGCAAAUGUACUUUGUUUGAAUUUUUCAUCAUUUCAUUUUUUUUUAUUUCCAAUAAGGGCUAUUCCAGUAAAACAUAUAACCCGCAGGGGAAAGGCAAUUAUUUAAAUAGUAAAUGGGUGGGUGUCUUUUUUGGCUAAUCUGGACCAUGGUAGGGUAAAUUUGCUUCUGUAGGGGGUGGUAUAUUUUAAAAGUGCCUUCCCCCGGGGGUUAUAUGUUUAAAUGGAAUAGCCCUAAAUUGCUCUAUCAUACUGUGUAAGGGAAUUGAAUUGUUUAUUUAUGUAUAAGUGUUAACGCUCAUAUUCAUGCCAGUAGGAUAACUUAUAAGAUUUUGAUUGAAAGUGACACUCAUAUUUAAAAUGAAUACAAACACAUGUAAAGCACACAUACAUUUUGAGUGAUUAACCUUUAACUCAUCGCUGAAUAAUGCAUUUAUGGAUUUUUUUAUUACUGAUAACAAGAUUGUAUGUGUGUAUUUAAUGGCAGAAUACACACAAACUUUAAAUGACUUGUCAGUCCUAAAUGAUUUAGGAUUAACUAUUGUCUCAUAUGGUAGAAAUACCGUGUUUUCUGCACCUUUUUCUCAAAUUAACCACUGUAUCCUUCGUAAGAACCAUUCUUUUUUAUAUUUAUUCAUCCUUUUUGGAGGAUUAAAACAAUGGUGUAAAUUGUGCUGCAUUAUUUGUAAGCAUGCAUCUUUAAUCACGAAGAAAGCUUAACAAUGUAUACACCAACUUUCAAUUAAGUCAUUAUAAAUUUGUUGAUGAAAUUGAUUAUUCAGCGCUUCCCAAGUCAAGAGACUUUCACACCAACACUAAGAAAGUUAUAAUUAGUUAUUUUUGCCUUGCCAGUUAACAAUACCAGCAGCUGCCCAUAGCCUGCUACUACCUAUAUAAAGGUUAUUAAAAAGUAACUUUUUGCAUGUUUCUGUAAAUUUCCUCUUAUAUUUCAUUUCCUAUAUUUCCUGCUCAAAAUCUGUGUAAUGGACCAAGUUUUCUUUUUACCUCUUAGAAAAUAAAAGUAGAUUUAUGUAUGUAUAUAAGCUAUGUCUAAUAUAUGUAUAUUAUGAAUUGCUUUAUUUUUUUAAGUGAUUAUGCUUUGUAAAGAAAUUUAUAGUACAUUGUAUUUUUGGGGGGUUCUGUAUAUAAUCAGUAAAAGUUACACCUUUGUCAUAUUUUUUAGCAUAUUGUGUAUCGGUAUACAAGGUAUGGCAGACAUAAUGGAACGAUGUCAGACGUCAUGGAACGUCAAGUGAGGAGAUGGUUAUAAAAGAGUCAGGCCCAAAUCUCUCGAAACUUCUGAAGUCCUUUAUAACAGGAUCAUGCUAAGCUCACUAUUUUUUUUUGUCUAAUAUUCAAGAUAUAUUUACUUCGCUGAGAGGUUCUGGACUUUCAAUAACAAUUAACAGUUUUGUAUUUAUGAAAAUCAUUUUUAACAAUGUAUUUCGGCUCAUUGAAAUUAGCUACUUAACCCUACUAAGCUUAAAAAGAUUGGGGCAAUAUCUGCUAAAAAAUAUUAUUUUAUGGCAAUGAAAAGAUUUUAAAUAUACUGUUAAUUCUUCAAAAUAUUUUUAAACAUACAUAUUACAAUUACAAAUUAUGACAUCAUUUUCAGAAAACAUCAAAGAUCUUCUACUGGCAAUGGAAAGGUUUUAGAUAUACUAUUUAUUCUUCAAUAAAAAUUAAACUGAUUAAUAACAAUUAUAACAUCAUUUUUCGGAAAACAUCCGAGAUCUUCUAAUGCCAAACCAGGAUAUGAAGAUGACCCCAUUUGUAUACCUAUUUAUGAACCAUAGGAAAAAAAUAAUGUUUUUGUUUUUUGUUUUUUUUAGCUGAUUGCGUAUGUUUCUAACUAAAAAAGAGCUCAAGAAUACUGUUAAAUGUCUAUAUAGGAUAUCUCAACAGAUUGGGAAUGUAUCUUACAAAAGCUUCAAAAAGUGACUUAGAUCUAUGGUACUCUUCAACUCCAGGCAUCCAAAAACGAAAAAUUUUGCAGCCCAUGUCACAUGAGUUUUUGUUUUGAAAAUCAUUGUAUUAAUCCUGAUACAUGUAAAUAUGUAAACAAGACACAAAAUGUGGGUCUUGUAACUUGCUUGUUACUAUGGAAAUAAAGAAAUUGUAACCAUAUAAAUACACCAGUACUAAACAAUUGAUAACCUAAUAAUUAUAAAUUCAAAAGUCAUAAAUGUUGUAGGGGUUGCAUUUAAAAGAGUGGGUUUUUAAAAAAAAUAAAAUUGGUUCAUGUGUACAGUUUUGAAAACAAAUAUCAAUGUUGUGAUUGGAUGACCUUGACUGUGACCUUUUGACCUACAUUUACUUGCUGCUUUUUUAAGCUAAAGUCCAAUGAAAUUUGGACCUUAAGUAUAGUUUUUUAAAGAAGUAUCAAUGUUGUCCUUGGAUAACCUAUUCUGUAACAUUUAGGCCUAUUUUUUUAUAGAUGAGGCUACAGCAAUAAAAUUUGUACUAUGUGUACAGUUUUGAAAACAAAUAUCACUGUUGUGAUUGGAUGGCCUUGAAUGUGACCUUUUGACCUACCGGUACAUUCUUAUUUUUGAAGCUAUAGCAAUGAAAUUUGUACCAUGUGUACAGUUUUGAAAACAAAUAUCACUGUUGUGCUUGGAUGGCCUUGAAUGUGACCUUUUGACCUACAUUCUUAUUUUUGAAGCUAUAGCAAUGAAAUUUGUACCAUGUGUACAGUGUUUAAAACAAAUAACCAUGUUGUGCUCAGAUGACCUUAACAUCUACAACAUUUGACAAUACAAGAUCCUAGUUUUAUCUCUAGUGCAUCGCCAGAAACCAAUAAACUCAUUAAUUCUCAUAAAAAAAGUCUUAAAUUUUUCACUCAGGUUAGCAAUUUAGGGCUCUUUAAUAAAAGAAUAACACAAAAUUUCAUCCAAAAAUAUUUCCCUUGAAGAAAGAUUUUGACUUGUGUUUUGUUUGCAGAGACAAAUGCAUACAAAGAAGAAGGUUAUAGUCAUAUGGGGGGUUGUAAUAUGAUUUAGUGAUACAUGAAAUAUUGCAUAUAGUUUUGUCAACAUUUUAUUAGAAUUGCAUUGCACAGAUUACCUUAAUCUCUUACCAAACACAUAACCAUGCAUAAUAGUCACAAAUUUAUGUGUAAUCUUUCCAGUAAUUAACACAUUUUAAAUAGUAUUACUAUUGUUUAUUGUAUUAUUGUUCUUGUAGGUUGUGCUUAGAAAGCAGAAUUUUGUAAACCUGUAUUCUUUUUAUUCUUAAUUUCUUAUUACAUUUUAUAUUGCUGCCAUUUUUACAUAAAAAUCAUGAAAUAUAGUCACAUUGUCUCCUAAACUAGCUACAAUCUUUCAUAUGUUUUAACAUGAAGUUAAUGUCAAGUUCAGAUUAUUUUAUUAAAUGGAUUGUUUUUAUUGUCUUUUUUUCCAUCCUUACAAACCUUAAGAGAGCUGUAUGUUAAAGGGGCUGUACUCCGUAUGAUGAAAUAGCGAAAAAAAGAGAGAAAAUUGUCGAAAACUGACAUAAACUUGGUAUCGAUGUGUACAAUGCAUUGAAACUUACUGAAGUACCACAUAGUUUACAAUUCAUUUAUUUUUUCACAGUUUUUUCGUAUUUAUCCAUUAAAAAAGAUUAGAUGGUAUGUCUACCUAGUAGAAUUAAUUCCUUAUGCGUGAUUGGCUAGUUGAUGUUAUCAUGUGAUAUUACCAAGUAAGGUAUAAAGCUUAAAUAUUCCAACCAUUUAGGGUAAGCUUUUGUAGCUUAUUGGAUACAACACUGGACUGCAAUUUUGGCGACACUGGUUUCCGACUCUUUUUUUUUUUACAUUUUGGUAAAAAAAAAAAAUUAUGAUAUCAAAGAGUAAAGCAUUUUAUUAAAUAAUUGUCCUGAGAUUUGUUACAGAAAAACACUUCUUUUGGUGCCAAUCUGGUGUACAGUCCCUUUAAGAUAAACCUUCAAACACCAAUUCAAUGACCAUGUCCUUUUUUCAGUUAAGAUUAUGCUGUUUAGCAGGAAGCUGACUUUGCUGUUGUAAAUAUGUAAUGAUUUUCUAUUAUGUGCUUUUACUUUUUUUUCUAUAUUUGACAUGCUGUCAUAGUAAAUAAACAUGUACACUGUC
Mya arenaria is the source of this 12446-nucleotide messenger RNA. RefSeq lists its product as uncharacterized. The record is from RefSeq and is a predicted model, not a curated record. Gene Ontology annotation, biological process: protein dephosphorylation. The transcript is spliced from 22 exons. Gene Ontology annotation, molecular function: protein tyrosine phosphatase activity. NCBI's taxonomy places the organism in Eukaryota, Metazoa, Mollusca, Bivalvia, Myida, Myidae. Bases 406 to 4878 code for a protein of 1490 amino acids.